Molecule: messenger RNA, 1929 nt
Organism: Osmia bicornis bicornis
Lineage: Eukaryota; Metazoa; Arthropoda; Insecta; Hymenoptera; Megachilidae
Product: XK-related protein 6-like
Exons: 5
Coding region: 273-1535 (420 amino acids)
Biological process (GO): phosphatidylserine exposure on apoptotic cell surface; apoptotic process involved in development; engulfment of apoptotic cell
Cellular component (GO): plasma membrane
Source: RefSeq, a predicted model, not a curated record
AUUUAAUUUGUUACAAAACAUCAAUUUAAACAAUACCAUUGUUUUUUUUAUACAUUAGUACAAAGUACGUUUGUAUUAGUAAUGCACCACUUGUUAUACAAAAAACAGUUGAUAAAAUGAAAAUGAAUAUCUGAUAUUGUAUAAAUUUCCAGAUAAACAAAAACAUAUUUUCAUCAAGGUUAGGUUUACCAUUCAAAGAUAGUGUGAAAAAUGAAUGGAACAAAUGUAUUAUAACUGAGAGGAGUUGAUGAUUUUAACUACCAUGGUUAAAAAUGGAAAUCGCAAAUAAUAAACAUCUACAUACACGACAAAUAAUUGGUAUUUUUCCUGUAUUGGAAUUGGAUAUUGAUGAUGUAGAUGUUCCUUUAAAAAAUCCAAGUAUAUCCUAUUUGGAUAUAUUUUUUCUGGUGUCUUCAAUAAUUAUGCAUGUUUUAGACAUGGCAAUUGACAUAAAUCUUGCUAUUAGAUAUUUAUUAGCAAACAAAAUAACAUAUUUUGUAUGGACAACUGUUUUUAUUUUUUUACCUUCAUUCAUAAAUGUCAUAAUCAGCAGAAAAAUGCAACGACAAGAUAAUAAUAGAAAUACAGAAUCAGAUCAAUCAGAAUUCAAAUGUGUACAUAAAAUGCUAUCAAAAAAAUUAUAUUGCAUUGUAGUUAUAGCAUUUCAAUUAGCACCAGUACUGCGUUACUAUCAAACUUUGAAAUAUGCUAUCAAAGCAUACAAGUUUAAAAAACAAGAAAAUCGAAAUGGUCAAAAGAAAUAUUAUCUGAAAAUGCUCAAGGAGGAUCAAGAUGUUGCAUUGUUAAGGGUGUUUGAAUGUUUUCUUGAAGCAGCACCUCAACAAAUUUUACAGUUAACUAUAUUAUUGAAACACUAUCAUAGCAGUAUUAAUUUUGAGUUUAUUCAUCAAGUAGCUAGUAUCCUAAGUUCACUUGGAAGUAUGGGAUGGGCAAUGGCUAGUUAUCAUCGUAGCAUUAGAUUGGUUCAACAAGAUAAGUUAAAUAUUGGUGUUACAGGAACAGUUUUGCAAUUUUUAUGGCACUUUUGUACAACAGUUUCAAGAAUAUUAUCUUUAAGUGUUGUUGCAAGUAUAUGGCCACUAUACACUGCCAUUGGUUGUAUUUGUCACUGGAUAGGUAUGACUGCAUGGAUCAUUAUUGAUUCUCAUGGUAUGUUAGAAUUCUGUAGAAAUCACAAUCAUGCUCCACAUUAUACUCCAAAAAUUAAAGAACGUAUCAAUUCAAUAUUAUUUUCCUUAGUAAUUGGUAUAGUUCACAUAUUUAUAUAUUUAAAUGCUGUAGAUGGUAGUACAUUUCUCAAACAUGUGUUUUUUUAUAUAGUAUGUUUUCUUGAAAAUAUAACAGCAACUGUAUUCUGGAUAUGUACAUCAUCAAAUGAAGUUAAAAAUUCUUGGUACUUCAAUGUACUUACUAUUCUUUGUAUUAUACCUUUUCUGUUAGGUAUAACAGCUAUGACCGUUUAUUACAGUGCUUUCCAUCCCUCCUUAAAACAUCAAAACUCUGUAAACACGUAAUUUUUAUUAAAAAAAUACUAGUCCAUCUAGUAAACAUUUUUAUUCAGACUCAUGAACAAAAUUUAGUUGAUUUGUAUAUUUAUUUAUGUAGGAUUUGUAAUUAAGUGAUGUCUAUUUAUACUAAUUACUUUGACUAUAUUUCUGAUAUAUUUAAUUUUGUACCUGGUAUAUGUUAUUCUUGUGUACACUAAUAAUUAUUAUAACAGAUUUGCAAUUAGAUAAACGAAUAUAGUGGUCGUUAUAUAUUCAAGAAAAUAUACAUUAAAUAUUUUAAUAUUUAAGAUUUCACUCUUGAGACUGAGAAAAUUACAUGACCAUAUAUAAUAAUCGCGUGUGCGAUACGAUUUUUAUUGUAUUUUCUUAAUAAUUAUAUUACAAAAUUUUUAUAUUUUUA